GGUCGCCCGGUUCGCGCGUCUCCUUGACUACUAGACCAACAAGGAAAGGAGACGAGCUGCUGCCGUGGAUGCGUACUUGAGGACAAAACGGGCGAAGCAGCGGUAGGAAAAGCAGUGUAUUUGUUCAAACAAUUUGAGUUAUACACAAAAUAAGAAAUAAUAACAGCAGCGAGGAAAACAGGCGAUGAAGAGAAAAAUGGAGUCGGUGUGAGCAGAUCGGUGGUAUCACACUACUGUAAAUCGAAGGGCAAAGACCACAAACCAGGAAAAGGACAGUCACUCUCUGGGCUUUUCUUCUUAGGUUUGCAACUGAACAUAAGUACAGCGCAGCCCGCGUGGAUAUUCCUAGCCUACUUUUAACUCCUUAAUAUACAAAAAAAGUCGUUUGGUGCUUAUCCAUGCAAACGACGGAACACCGACUGCUGAUCAUUACUCCAUCGUGCAAUUGAAUUCUCACUUUUCAAACUUUUACAGUGGUUGCUACCUACUUUUUUGUGGGAGGAGAUAUGCUGUUCAUUUUAGACGGUCUAACGGAUUGACAAUGACGCGGAAGAUCAUUUGUGGCUAAGAAGCUGGUCAGCACACCUGCGAGUACUUCGUUUAAAAAGCUUUUCAGGAAAACAAAGCACCUCGAAUUGUGACAACAAGAUGAGCGUAUCUGAGGUAGAAGAUCACAUAUCUCAAAAAUACGAGAUUAAAAAGAGACUGGGAAAAGGGGCCUAUGGAAUUGUCUGGAAAGGGAUUGACCGCAAAACAGGAGAGAUUGUCGCACUUAAGAAAAUAUUUGAUGCCUUCAGGAACAGAACAGAUGCUCAGAGAACAUUCCGAGAGAUUAUGUUCCUCCAGGAAUUUGGAGAACACCCAAAUAUUAUCAAGCUGCAGAAUGUAAUCAGAGCUCAAAAUGAUAAGGAUAUCUAUCUGGUCUUUGAGUACAUGGAAACUGAUUUACAUGCAGUGAUAAAGAAGGGGAAUUUGCUGAAAGAUAUUCAUAAACGCUAUAUCAUGUAUCAGCUGCUGAAGGCCACAAAAUAUCUACACUCAGGAAAUGUCAUUCACAGAGAUCAAAAGCCUUCGAAUAUCUUGCUUGACACAGACUGUUUUGUGAAACUGUGUGACUUUGGUUUGGCUCGCUCACUCUGCCAAAUCCAAGAGGAUGCAGGAAACCCUGAGCUAACAGAAUAUGUAGCCACCCGAUGGUACCGUGCUCCUGAAAUUCUCCUCGCUUCCACAAGGUAUACCAAGGGGGUAGAUAUGUGGAGCAUUGGAUGCAUCCUAGGAGAAAUGUUGCUGGGAAAACCACUGUUUCCUGGCACAUCCACAAUUAACCAGAUUGAAAAAAUCAUGAGUGUUAUUCCUCCUCCAUCACAUGAAGAUAUUGCCUCAAUUAAAUCAGAGUAUGGAGCUUCAGUUAUUCAGAGAAUGAUGGCACGUCCAAGAGUUUUACUAGAAGAGAUGCUGCCACCUUCUAAUCCUUCAGAUGCCUUGGACCUGCUUAAUAAGCUGUUGGUGUUUAACCCAGACAAGCGUUUAACAGCCGAGGAAGCCCUUGGGCACCCCUAUGUCCGAAGGUUUCGUAAUAUCACAAAGGAGCCCAGUCUGGAUUAUGAUGUUGUUCUUCCUGUAGACGAUGAUACCCAGCUCUCUGUGGCUGAAUAUCGCAAUAAGUUAUAUGAGAUGAUCUUGGAAAGGAAGUCAGCAGUCCGCCUCCAGCGAAGAGUACAGGUGAAAGAGACAAAUGGGGAGGUGAAGCAAGAGGGAACUACAGCAGAACAGAAGGAUUCAAGGCCCCCAAUCUCUAAACCUACACCAGUACCACCUGCAGCUCCUCAACCAUCAGAGAAAACAGCAGUCAGCCCAGCAUCCAGCCCGAAUAUUAGCAAAACAUCUAAUCCAAUCACACAUAGUCCAGUUUAUUAUGGAAGUCCACAGAUAGAUGACCACGUUGGCAACAGAUCCAACAGCAGUUCUGUGCCUCAAGCUCAGCGUAAUGUUUCUGCAAACAGGAAACUGUUUCGUCAAGCAAGUCAAGAAAAUAGUAAUCAAUUGGUGCCUGAUGGCUCAAAUGCUUCUGUUGGUAACCCAGCAAACAAAAGCACAGACCAGCAGCGUGGACGUUCUGCACCUAUUGCUCGAACUCGCUCCUUCUCACUUGCUCAGAAUCGAUUUAACAAUCCACUGGUCAGGAAGGAUGAGCCGGAUGUUGCUGCUGGCAUAACUGUAGCUACAGCUCGCCUGAAUCAGAGGUCCCACUCACAAACCAGAGAGGCUCGCCCUGUCUCAAAGUUCAGCAAGAAGAUGUUUCAGUCCUUAUCAAAUGUUGGUGCUGCAGGAGACCCCAGAGCCAAGCUGGGCAGCUAUUCACAAGCUUAUGGAACAAUUAGCAAAACAGGACUCGAAAAUCUGCUGCGUGCAAGGAGCAAUCAGUAAUGUAAUCUGCCAAAUGGCAAUGAUAAAAAUGGCUGACAAACCACAAAGGUUACUGAUGUCUCAUUGGGCCACUGGAGUAAUGACUGGAAGCACAGAGUUCAUCGGCUUUAUGAUUGUUGUCUACCGUGUCUUGGAGGAGUACAGUAAUCAUACCUCAGAAUUAUCUCCAAAAAUAUCUACAGACAGUAAGGGUGAUGUGAACACAAUAAGGUCUGUUGACACAGAAUUGCUAGUUUAAUUUAUGCAACUCUAUUUUUUAUCCUUAACUGGAUGACUUAUCAAAUAUCUGAAUUUACUUAUGCUGCAAGAA
Erpetoichthys calabaricus (reedfish) is the source of this 2737-nucleotide messenger RNA. It is a transcript of the gene mapk15, whose product is annotated as mitogen-activated protein kinase 15. Gene Ontology annotation, molecular function: MAP kinase activity; ATP binding. Gene Ontology annotation, biological process: intracellular signal transduction; protein phosphorylation. Bases 649 to 2427 code for a protein of 592 amino acids. The record is from RefSeq and is a predicted model, not a curated record. The transcript has 14 exons. Gene Ontology annotation, cellular component: cytoplasm; nucleus. NCBI's taxonomy places the organism in Eukaryota, Metazoa, Chordata, Cladistia, Polypteriformes, Polypteridae.